Molecule: messenger RNA, 222 nt
Organism: Coniosporium apollinis CBS 100218
Lineage: Eukaryota; Fungi; Ascomycota; Dothideomycetes
Product: phosphatidylserine decarboxylase
Exons: 1
Coding region: 1-222 (73 amino acids)
Biological process (GO): phospholipid biosynthetic process
Molecular function (GO): phosphatidylserine decarboxylase activity
Source: RefSeq, a predicted model, not a curated record
AUGGCCGUGGUGAUGAUCGGCAUGGCUGAAGUGUCCGUGGUGGAUUUUGACACUCUUCCGAGAUUUGAGAAGGGACAGGAGACUGGCCGGUUCCACUUUGGCGGCUCGAUGCAUUGCUUGAUCUUCGGGCCUAAUGUCGACGUACGGUUUGAGCCUAAUGCUCAGCCUAGGAACGAGGAUCCUGUCCCAGUGCUAGGCAAGCUCGCGACUGCUGUUGUCUGA